Closterium sp. Naga37s-1 is the source of this 769-nucleotide messenger RNA. The record is from the annotation of a GenBank genome assembly. NCBI's taxonomy places the organism in Eukaryota, Viridiplantae, Streptophyta, Zygnematophyceae, Desmidiales, Closteriaceae.
AUGCGGCGGGCCUUUGGAUACUCGGUUCGGGGAUCUGCUGGAGGCGGAGGAGGACAGCACGAUGGUUCCUAGGGCUAUGGCGGUUUUGUCUCAGCAACUUGGUGGGAGUGGGCCUGCGAAGCUUGCGAUGAGGGCCCUUCUGGCAACUCCGGUUCCCUGGCAAAGGUGGCUGGAUUUCCCGACGGUUCUCCCCUGCUCGGCUGGCUCGCCCUCCUUGCGGAACAUUUUGGAAAACGGGCAGGUCAUUUCCAUGAAGCGGUUGAAGGAGGGGUGGAAAGGGACUCGUAGUCAGACGUACAAGCAGGAGAAGUGGGCUGCACGAUGGGGGAGGCACAUCAAUUGGAAAUGGGUGGUGGCGACACGUGAUUCGCUGGCUGUUCCCAGCCGUCCACGUGACGUGCUCAUCCGGCUCAAACUCGUUGCCCCUCUCCCCGAUGCUCCCUCCAGCGCACAUGGGCAGCAGCGCACAUGGGCACCAGCGCACAUGGGCAGCAGGCAUGCAGCCUUGAGCAUGCAGGGCCGUCACCACAGUCAUCCUCUGUACUCGCGCUCGGCCUUCCUCGUCUCGCUCUUCUACACAGUAGCAGUGCACUGGACACUGUCGUGCUCCAGGCAAGCAGCCUAUGGGGCUAUCGCCUCUGCCAUGGUGGCCCACAGUGCGUGGGAGGUCGUGACCGACUCGCAUCUGGACCCCUCUGCACCGCUCUUCAACCUCCUCCACUCCAUGCUGUCAGUCCUUCAGCUCCCUCUUCCCUCCUCUCCCUCUUAA